This is a messenger RNA of Hyposmocoma kahamanoa, 1071 nucleotides long. RefSeq lists its product as uncharacterized. The transcript is spliced from 3 exons. Lineage: Eukaryota; Metazoa; Arthropoda; Insecta; Lepidoptera; Cosmopterigidae. The record is from RefSeq and is a predicted model, not a curated record. Bases 1 to 762 code for a protein of 253 amino acids.
AUGGUCGAGUAUUACUUAAAUUUUGCAGGGAAAUCAGUGAUAGUUACGGGCGCAAGCUCCGGAAUUGGAGCUGCCACAGCCAUAAUGUUUGCUGAACAAAGAGCCAGCGUAACCCUAAUAGGACGAAAUGAAACAAAACUGAAUGCUGUAGCUAAAAAACUUCCAAAUAAUGCCACAUCAUUGAUUCUUAAAGCUGAUGUGACUACAGAUGCUAAGAAAAUCAUCGAUGAGACCGUAAAUAAGUUUGGCAAAAUUGAUGUACUGGUCAACAAUGCAGGUUUUGCCAAAUAUGGAGGGCUUACUGAUGGGAAGUUCUUAGAAGCUUACGACGCUUUAAUGAGGACCAACAUGAGAGCUGUAGCUGAACUUACUAUGUUAGCUGUUCCACAUCUAGCGAAGACUAAAGGGAAUAUUAUCAAUACUUCAAGCAUUGCGGCUAAUUCUUUGCCGUUUGACGGAAGGCUUCUGCCUUAUUAUGUUUCUAAGGCUGCUUUGGAUCAUUUUACUAGAGGAGCAGCAAUGGAAUUUGCUCCUAAAGGUAUCAGAGUCAACAGUGUCAACCCUGGACCGGUAUUAACCAACUUCAUAGAAAACGCAGGUGCUGCAGUCAACCCCGAUGAAAUAGCAGAAAUGACUGCUCUGAAAAGAUUUAGUACUCCCGAGGAGAUUGCCGAAUUGAUUUUGUACCUUGCUAGUGACAAAGCUCAGGGAAUGACUGGUUCGCUUGUGGUUAUUGAUAAUGGGUGGCUAUUAAGACCAUAAGGUGGUAGGCGUGCCGCAAAAGAACAUCGAAAUGACCCAAACACUUCUCAUGUUCAAUGUUGAAAAAAUUUUGUUUGAUUGAAAUUGUGAUUUUUUUGUUUAGCAUGAUUUUUUGGUAUUUUAACGAGUUCUUGGUUUUUUGGUAUUUUAAAUACUUAAUGUUUUUAAAACAAUACUGUUUUGUCUUUUAUCUUUAGGCAACAUUUUGUGAAAUCAACAAUGUAAAAAAUAGUUUAAUAAAACCUUUGAACAAUUUUGAGAUUUAUUAAUUUUAUUAAUAUGUCGCAAAAUAUAAUUAUUAUUUCCACC